UGCUCGGCUGCAGCCAGCCCAGCCGGCCGGCUGCCUCUCCUCUUCUGGGGCACAGGACCUGGGGGGCCCCCUUUUCCCCUUGCCUGGGCCAGCUCUUCUCUCGGACCUCUCACCAUGCUCUGGCUAUGGCUCCUGGUCUUCUUCUUGGCUGCUGUGUCCACCGCCGGGCUCCAGGGCAUCCCAGGUGUUACCCUGCACUCUAGAAGGCGCCUUACUACCGUAGAGGAAGAGAGGGCACGGACCAAGAGGGGAACAGAGGAUGAUGAAUCGAAGGGGGUACAACAGUACAUGCCUGAGCAGUGGGCUGAAUAUCCUCGGCCCAUCCAUCCCGCUGGUCUACAGCCCACCAACCCCCUGGUGCCUACAAGCCCCAACCCAGACCAGGAGGGGGGUGCCCAAGGAAGCGGACAGGAGCCCUACGGCAACCUGACAGGCACCCCCGGGCAGAGGCUGCAGAUUCAGAAUCCCCUCUACCCAGUGACGGAGAGCUCCUACAGCGCCUAUGCGGUCAUGUUCUUGGCACUGGUGGUGUUUGCCGUGGGCAUCGUUGGCAACCUGUCAGUCAUGUGCAUUGUGUGGCAUAGUUACUACCUGAAGAGUGCCUGGAAUUCCAUCCUGGCAAGCCUCGCUCUCUGGGACUUUCUGGUCCUCUUCUUUUGCCUGCCCAUUGUCAUCUUCAAUGAGAUCACCAAGCAGAGGCUGCUGGGUGAUGUCUCUUGCCGGGCCGUGCCCUUCAUGGAGGUAUCCUCGCUGGGAGUCACGACCUUCAGCCUCUGUGCCUUGGGCAUCGACCGCUUUCACGCAGCCACCAGUCCCCUGCCCAAGGCCCGGCUCAUCGAGCAGUGCCAGUCAAUUGUGGCCAAGCUGGCGGUCAUCUGGGUGGGUUCCAUGACACUGGCCGUGCCCGAGGUCCUGCUGUGGCAGCUGGCACAGGAGCCUUCACUCACAGCAGGCACCAUGGUGGACUCAUGCAUCAUGAAACCCUCGCCUGGCCUGCCUGAGUCCCUCUACUCCCUGGUGAUGACAUACCAGAAUGCCCGCAUGUGGUGGUAUUUUGGCUGUUACUUCUGCCUGCCCAUCCUCUUCACUGUCACCUGCCAGUUGGUGACCAGGCGUAUCCGGAGCACCCCAGGGAAGAAGCCAGAGUGCCGGGCGAGCAAACACGGACAGUGUGAGAAGCAGCUGAACAGCACUGUGGUGGGCCUGACUGUGGUGUACGGCCUUUGCACCCUGCCAGAAAACGUUUGCAACAUCGUGGUGGCUUAUCUCUCCACGGAGUUGUCCCGGCAGACCCUGGAUCUCCUCAGCCUCAUCAACCAGUUCUCCAUCUUCUUCAAAGGCUCAGUCACCCCAGUUCUUCUCUUGUGCCUCUGUAAGCCCUUAGGCCAGGCCUUCCUGGAUUGCUGCUGUUGUUGCUGUGACGAGUGUGGGGCAGAUGAAGCCGCCUCUGCUGACGGCUCGGACAGCAAGCUCAAGACAGAGAUGUCCUCCUCCAUCUAUUUCCACAAGCCCAGGGAGUCACCCCCUCUUCUGGCACUGGGCACUCCAUGCUGAGUCCUGGCUGGAGUUGGGGGGUGGUGGGAGGUGGGACACUCUAGACCAGGGGUGCAUUCAGAUUUUUCUUCCCAUCUUGCCAUCUAAAGAUGGACUUCAUCCUAUAGAGGUUUGGGGAUGUCAAAGACCCCUUCCCCAACAGUGGCCCUCCUGGCCAGUCCCCUUCCCCACCCCAUCCCCAAUACUGCCCCAUGGUGGAGAAGAGCACUCAGCUUUGCAGUUUUGUUUGGUGGGUAGACCUGCCCCCAUUCCUUUAGCACCACUCUUAGCCUCCUAGCCAGAAGCCGAAGUCUCGCCUGCAGACUCCGUCCCAAUUCUGCAUCCCAGUUUUCUCCAGGCCUGCCUUCAGGAUCCUUCUCUGCCCCCCUGCUUUUAGCCCUUCUUUCUCUCUCUGCCAAAACACAUACAUCCACAUACUCUGUGUCCCCCACAUUCAGAAAAAAGGUGGCUCCAACUUGGCAGGGGCUGGGUGAUCCCAGCCAUUCCGAGCACCACCCUGCCUGGCCCAGAGAUUUCUAAGCUCCCAGAUGACUCUUCCUCUUUCUUCCUUCUUGUCUCUUCUCUUCCUGGGGUGGCCCUGGGCACAAUUUCUUCCCAGUCCCCCUGCCAAAUUCUGACCUGUAGAAGAACCUAAGAAACCAAUAAAUUAGCUAGAACUA
This is a messenger RNA of Trichosurus vulpecula (common brushtail), 2213 nucleotides long. RefSeq names its product G protein-coupled receptor 37 like 1 (gene GPR37L1). The record is from RefSeq and is a predicted model, not a curated record. NCBI's taxonomy places the organism in Eukaryota, Metazoa, Chordata, Mammalia, Diprotodontia, Phalangeridae. Gene Ontology annotation, molecular function: G protein-coupled peptide receptor activity. Gene Ontology annotation, cellular component: plasma membrane; signaling receptor complex. The transcript has 2 exons. Bases 115 to 1554 code for a protein of 479 amino acids. Gene Ontology annotation, biological process: positive regulation of MAPK cascade; adenylate cyclase-inhibiting G protein-coupled receptor signaling pathway.